AUAAAAAUGAAAGUCAUCAAGAAGCAAACUCUGAAACAUCUCUCUCGCUCUCUCUCUAGCUCUUUUUGUUUGGUUUCUCUCUCUUAUUUAGAUUACAACCUUGAGGAGAAUCAAACCAGAGAGAGGACUGAAGUUUGAAACCUCAAACAUCAAAAACAAGAAAGAAAAGGUUUAGAACAUAAAAAAUGUGGGAUCUAAACGACUCACCCCACAAAACAUUCAGACAAGAAGAAUCUGAAGAGUUUUCUUAUUCUUCACCGGGUAAACGGGUCGGAUCUUUCUCAAAUUCAAGUUCAUCUGCUGUAGUCAUCGAAGAUGGAUCCGAUGAUGAUGAACCUAACCGGGUCAGACCCAACAACCCUCUUAUCACCCAUCAGUUCUUCCCGGAGAUGGAAUCUAGCGUAGGAGACGAUGGUAGUGGUGGUCCCGGGUCAGGCUUUCCUCGGUCUCACUGGUUUGGUGUUAACUUUUCUCAGUCGGAUCUAGCUACCGGAUCAUCGGUAGGUAAACCCGCAACUGUUGCUGCCGUGGUGGAGCCGGCACAGCCGUUAAAGAAGAGCCGGCGUGGACCAAGGUCAAGGAGUUCUCAGUAUAGAGGCGUUACGUUUUACCGGCGAACCGGAAGAUGGGAGUCUCAUAUUUGGGACUGUGGCAAACAGGUUUACUUAGGUGGAUUUGACACUGCUCAUGCAGCUGCUCGAGCAUAUGAUAGAGCUGCUAUUAAAUUCCGUGGGGUAGAAGCUGAUAUCAAUUUUAACAUCGAAGAUUAUGAUAAUGACAUGAAGCAGAUGACGAAUUUAACUAAGGAAGAGUUCGUGCACGUACUUCGCCGACAAAGCACAGGGUUCCCCCGAGGAAGUUCGAAGUAUAGAGGUGUCACUUUGCAUAAGUGUGGUCGUUGGGAAGCUCGAAUGGGUCAAUUCUUAGGCAAAAAGUAUGUUUAUUUGGGUUUGUUCGACACCGAGGUUGAGGCUGCUAGAGCUUAUGAUAAAGCUGCAAUCAAAUGUAAUGGCAAAGACGCUGUGACGAACUUUGAUUCAAGCAUAUACGAGGACGAACUGAAUGCCGAGUCAUCGGGGAAUCCAAUUCAACAAGAUCAUAACCUCGAUUUGAGUUUGGGAAACUCGGUCAAUUUGAAGCAAAAGGGUCAAGAUAUGCGGCUCAAGAUGAACCAACAAGAUUCCUUCCACUCUAAUGAGAUACUCGGACUAGGUCAAACCGGAAUGGUUAACCAUAUCCCCAAUUCAGUUCACCAAUAGUUUCCGGGAAGCAGUAACAUUGGGGGCGGCGGAGGAGGAUUCUCGCUCUUUCCUGUGGUUGAGAACCACCGGUUUGAUGGUCAGACCACCGCAAACCAAGUGUUGGCAAAUGCUGCAGCAUCAUCAGGAUUCUCUCCUCAUAAUCACAAUCAGAGUUUUAAUUCUACUCCUACUUCUCAUCAAAAUUGGCUGCAGACUAAUGGCUUCCAACCUCCCCUCAUGAGACCUUGAAUCUUUAACUUCUAAGAAACAAAUUCGGGGUAAAAUGAACUUUUCAAGUUCCAUAUGUUCUUGGUCAUUAAAUUAACUAUCGGCUUUUUGUUUGUUUUUUUCUCUUUAAACGUCAUGUUAAGUUAGACUAAGAAAAUUUCUCAAGAAAUUAAAUGGAAUUAGUUUUCCUCGAUUGGGUUAUAUGUAUACAUAUAUUCACAUGAUGCUUGGAUAUAUGGGAACUGGAUAAUUGUGUGAUUUGAGAUGUUCUGACUAAAAAGGUUGAGAAGAGAUUUGUCAA
Molecule: messenger RNA, 1770 nt
Organism: Raphanus sativus (radish)
Lineage: Eukaryota; Viridiplantae; Streptophyta; Magnoliopsida; Brassicales; Brassicaceae
Product: floral homeotic protein APETALA 2-like
Exons: 10
Coding region: 186-1259 (357 amino acids)
Biological process (GO): regulation of DNA-templated transcription
Molecular function (GO): DNA-binding transcription factor activity; DNA binding
Source: RefSeq, a predicted model, not a curated record